Cyclocybe aegerita is the source of this 2169-nucleotide messenger RNA. Lineage: Eukaryota; Fungi; Basidiomycota; Agaricomycetes; Agaricales; Hemipholiotaceae. The record is from the annotation of a GenBank genome assembly.
AUGGCUUCAGUUGUCAAACAGCCACGAAGGGUCCAGCCAUCUCGCAAGGUCAAUGCAAGAGAUGGCCGAAGCACCAAAGUUUCAGAGGGUCCGGCUCUGUUCAUGACGCAGUUAACAAAGAGACGCGCUGCUCUUUCGAAGGUUAAUCGAGAGGAACCUGGAUCACCAAUCGCAUCCGGCAGCCUGGAGGAACGGGAAGAACGCAUCCAGAAGCUCCGCGAUGCCAUUACAGACGCCUACGCGGCCGCCGACGCUGAUCCUUCUGAUGGGAAGUGGAUAUUUCUCUGGCGACUUCUUCGAACUGGAGUCACCAGCGGUCGCGACGGACACUGGGCCGGUGCACGGAAGGACGUCAAGAUUCCGCAGGAGCUCGAUGGUGAGGGUUUAGGCUGGCGUAUCGCAGAGACGGAGGCGGAGUGGAAAGAGUGGGAAAAGAGGGUCCUGGAGGAACACCGACUUCGCGACAAGGUCGAAAGCUGGCAACGGAAAGUCGACAUCCGAGAUGCCACCCUCCCAGAUUCACUCCCCCGUGAGGCUGUCGAACUUGCACCUGUCAAAGUAGUUGAUGCACCUUCAACGUCUUCGAAGACCUCCCAUCCGGCCUCGAACCAGAAAGCUCCCAGUACCACCGCUCCUGCGAAGAAGACUAAAGUUCAGGCCACUAUCAAGGCUGCAGCCCCUUUGGACCCUCUCCAGGACUCCUCCCCCUUUGGUUUUGCCGUCGUUAAACGUUCAAGUCAGUUGAGCGGCAGUAGCAAGCCCAAAGAUGACAAGGCGAGCCGUGAUAACAACGCCGAUAAAGCUAAGCCCAGUAACACGAACAUCAGAAACAUCCCAGAUUUUCAGUCAUUCCUUCCCCCUUCGUUUCCAUCCUCACAAAUGAUGACUUCAACCCCCAAACCCCAUGCGAAACCCUCUAAACCCACUCCUAUCUCUCAUGACGCGUUACCUUCUCCCUCCUCAGCAGCACUAUCUUCCAUGCAACCCCCACCACCGCCCGUGUCGCCCCGUGUGACGAAGACUUACGGCAGAUCAAAUUCGAGUCAGAGUCCAUCGGGAAGGCUGCUCGAAACAUCCGCCUCUCUCCCUGCGAUACCCCGUCCCACGACCCCCACCCGACAGACUACGCGCAAAUAUCACGACAACAACGGUGUUGUAACGAAUACAAACAAUAAGCGACCCUCGGAUGACACCGACGCGGAACGGGCGUUGAAGAAAGCCCGUACAUUACCCUCUCCUCUUAUGUCUCUCGACUCCCGGCCAAGAACCCCUCCACGUACGCCGACGAGACCGACGGCUGCAGCAGAGGGUAGUGGGAGCACGAUUCCCGGCCUGGAGCUUGCGAAAGCUUCUGCAGCACCAGCGGCACCGGUAACACCCCAAUCCAAGCAGAAGAAAGUGCUGCCCACUCUCACGGAGCUCUUAGCAAGUGCAAAGAAAGGACGAUCGACGAAGAAGCCUUCAAGCAAGGCAAAGGAGGUCGAAGUACCUGUCGUUGAAGAGCAAAGCGGAGAGGACCCAGAAGACAUCAUCGAGGAUGCCCUGGACUUCGGGCUCGGUGCAGACUUGGAUAUUCCGCGAGAUGAGAACCCAUUUGACCUUGCCUCGCCGACGAAGUCACUCUCUUCACUCGCUGGGGACUCUGAGGACGAAGAAGACGAGAUCGAGGACGACGAGAAAAUUAGCGUGAGCGGCUCGUUCAACCCUGUCGCUACAUCAACCCAGGUCGGGCGCGGGCCUUUCGUGUCUAAGGCCAACGCCGCCGCCGAGGGACAACCCGCCGCAGGCGAUAGCCAACACAACACUGACAGCUGGGCGAGCAUAUACGCUUCGGGGUCCGGCUCCUCCAAACCUAAACCCAACCCAAGCUCGCACCCCAAGUCCGCAUACCCUGCCUCCUCAAAUCCCCUCCGUGGCUCCGUCUAUCCGCCACCAGCGUCUUCCUUCCCGAAUCCCUAUGCGUACGCCUCGUACAACUCUCAGUUCGAGUCGGCAGUCGCCGAGCAGGUAGACCGAGUAGAUAAGCUGCUGGAGAAGGAUGUUGACUAUGAGGGUUGGUUGCGUGAUCCUUACGCGGAUGAACCGCCUGAAGACGAGGAGGAAGCCGCUGGAUUUGGGCAGAACUCGCUGGGAGUCCAAGGUUCGUUUGGGGUUGAGGAGAGCCCGUAA